Malaclemys terrapin pileata is the source of this 449-nucleotide messenger RNA. It is a transcript of the gene SPINK1, whose product is annotated as serine peptidase inhibitor Kazal type 1. Lineage: Eukaryota; Metazoa; Chordata; Testudines; Emydidae. The record is from RefSeq and is a predicted model, not a curated record. Gene Ontology annotation, molecular function: protein binding. The coding region runs from base 58 to 309 and encodes 83 amino acids. The transcript is spliced from 4 exons.
UGGAGAGAGGGUUUCCUGGAGAGAGGCAGAUUCUGACUCCGUCCGCAAUAAACAGCCAUGAAGGCAGCUGGCCUCUUCCUGCUCCUCGGUGUGGGGCUUUGCUGCUGCUCAGCCAAUGCUGAACCGGAUGGUGCUUCUGACGAAGGGAAAGAGCCUGACUGUGGCAGCUUUAUAUUGCCGGGCUGCCCAAAAAUCUUGGAUCCUGUAUGUGGCACCGACAAUUUGACGUAUCCCAAUGAGUGUGAGUUGUGUGCUAAGAACCUGAGAAGGGGAACUAACAUUCGCAUAAAGAGGAGAGGGAUGUGCUGAGUGCCUCGUGCGCUUUCGGCGUCUGCUCCGAUCCGGGCAGAGAAGCACAGAAGUGGGCGUGUGACAAUUCCUGAUGAAGACGCACACAGCUGCCACUCCACCGUCCUGCUUCGCCGUUCAAUAAACCUGACCGCAUCGCA